Messenger RNA from Oncorhynchus masou masou (cherry salmon), 2137 nucleotides. RefSeq names its product actin-binding protein WASF2-like. Gene Ontology annotation, biological process: positive regulation of Arp2/3 complex-mediated actin nucleation; actin cytoskeleton organization. The record is from RefSeq and is a predicted model, not a curated record. The transcript has 8 exons. The coding region runs from base 19 to 1485 and encodes 488 amino acids. Gene Ontology annotation, molecular function: Arp2/3 complex binding; actin binding; protein kinase A regulatory subunit binding. Gene Ontology annotation, cellular component: cytoskeleton; lamellipodium; SCAR complex. NCBI's taxonomy places the organism in Eukaryota, Metazoa, Chordata, Actinopteri, Salmoniformes, Salmonidae.
CCCCCCCCUCCCGUCACAAUGCCGUUGGUGACGAGGAACAUCGAGCCUCGCCACGUGUGCCGCCAGGUGCUCCCCAGCGCCAUCCGCAGUGAGCUGGAGUGUGUCACCAACAUCAGCCUCGCCAACAUCAUACGGCAGCUAGGCAGCCUCAGUAAGUAUGCAGAGGAUGUGUUUGGAGAGCUGUUUGUGCAGGCGGGGACGUUUGCUAUCAGGGUGAACUCACUGGGUGAGAGAGUGGACCGUCUACAGGUCAAAGUCACCCAGCUCGACCCGAAAGAGGAGGAGGUCUCCCUGCAGGCCAUCACCCAGAAGAAAGCGUUUCAUAGUAAUCUGACUCAGGACCAGCAGUUAUUCUGUCGACCCUCUUUACCACUGCCUGUACAGGAGACUUAUCUGACCUGCAAUCCUCCUCCACCACUCAACAACCUCAGCCAGUACAGGGACGAUGGAAAGGAUGCUCUGAAGUUCUACACAGACCCGUCUUACUUCUUUGACCUGUGGAAGGAGAAGAUGCUGCAGGACACCAAGGACAUCAUGAAGGAGAGACGCAAACACAGGAAGGAGAAGAAGGACAAUCAAAAUAUGCGGACUCUGAAUCCCAGAAAGAUCAAGACCAGAAAGGAUGAGUGGGAACGACGCAAGAUGGGGGAAGAGUUUGUGGUACCCAAGAACGACAUGGGAGAAUCUCUUGAGGGUCUGAAUGGAAGUAUUGGUUCAGGAGAAGGCUGUUAUUCCCCUGAUGCUUUAGACCAGAGUACAGGGUCGUACGCCUUCGAUCCCGGCUCCCCCCUCCCUCCCCCCGCCCCCGAUGACUUCCUGCCCCCACCACCCCCAGACAUGACGUAUGACGGACAGUACGGAGCACCAUCCCAGAAGCGCACCAGCGUUCUGAGCCCCACACACCCUCCUCCAGCCCCUCCCAUGACCUCUCCUGCUUCCAGUGGCUCCCGGCCCAACCUGGCCCCUCCCCCUGCCCCACCUCCCCCUCCCCCCUCUGGCUUGGGGAUCCCUCCCCCUCCCCCCUCUGGAUUUGACUCCUCCCCUCCUGCUCCCCCUCCUCUCUUCUCCUCUGCCUAUCCCUCCCCCUGCCCCACCUUCUCCUCUCUCCCAGACCACCAUCUCUCCACCUCCUCCCCCUCUCUCCCCCAGGGUGGUGGCGCACCUCCUCCUCCUCCUCCCCCGCCUCCUCCAGGCCCUCCUCCCCCCUCUUCUGGCCUCCCCCCUCCCUCCUUCUCCAUUGGGGCUCCCCCUCCUCUCAAACCCACCCAGGUUCAGCCAGAAGCCCCCGCUGACGCUCACAAUGACUUGCUGUCAGCUAUCCGGCAAGGUUUUAACCUUCGUAAAGUGGAGGAACAGAAAGAGCAGGAGAAGAAGGAUAACUAUGGCAACGACGUAGCGGCCAUCUUGUCUCGCCGUAUUGCUGUGGAGUGCAGCGACAGCGAAGACGACUCCUCGGAGUUGGACGAUGACGAUUGGUCCGAGUGAGGCCUCCUUCACCACCACCACCACCAUCGUGGUCUUCCUCAGUCCUCCUCAGAGAGAAUGCAUCAUGUCCUUUUGCCAUUACUUCUUUAUAACCAAUGAUCUGAGGAGGAGAGGGCCAAAGACAAGUGUGUCCUCUUUCACACUCCUGUCUAAGCCAGUCACAUUCCCCCCGUGUGUUAGUCACAUUCCCCCAUGUGUUAGUCACAUUCCCCCCGUGUGUUAGUCACAUUCCCCCCGUGUGUUAGUCACAUUCCCCCCGUGUGUUAGUCACAUUCCCCCCGUGUGUUAGUCACAUUCCCCCCGUGUACCAGUCACAUUCCCCCGUGUGUUAGUCACAUUCCCCCCGUGUGUUAGUCACAUUCCCCCCGUGUGUUAGUCACAUUCCCCCCGUGUGUUAGUCACAUUCCCCCCGUGUGUUAGUCACAUUCCCCCCGGUGCCAGUCACAUUCCCCACGUGUGUUAGUCACAUUCCCCCCGUGUGUUAGUCACAUUCCCCCGUGUGUUAGUCACAUUCCCCCGUGUGUUAGUCACAUUCCCCGUGUGUUAGUCACAUUCCCCCCGUGUGUUAGUCACAUUCCCCCCGUGUGCCAGUCACAUUCCCCCCGUGUGCCAGUCACAUUCCCCCAUGUGUUAGUCACAUCCCCCCGUGUGC